AAGCACAUGUCUGUGUCCUAGAUGAAAAUGCGUGUUUUUAGCGGACCUGGCACCCUCCGUACCGGUCAGACUCAAUAAUCAUGGCGGAUGAAGUAGAGCAGCAACCGACUACCAACACUGUCGAGGAGCCUCUCGAUCUGAUCAGACUCAGUCUAGACGAGAGGAUCUACGUCAAGAUGAGGAACGACCGAGAACUCCGCGGCCGACUGCAUGCCUACGAUCAGCAUCUGAACAUGAUCCUGGGUGACGUGGAGGAGACGGUGACGACGGUGGAGAUUGAUGAGGAGACUUAUGAAGAACUCUACAAGUCGACUAAGAGGAACAUCCCCAUGCUGUUUGUCAGAGGAGACGGCGUCGUCCUCGUAGCUCCGCCUCUCAGGGUGGGCUAACCCCGGGACCGCUUCCUGGUGUGAAGGAGCGUUUGUGACAGCUGGGACGUUCAUAACUGUGAGGGAGAAGAUGGUGCUGUCAUUGACAGGCUAAUGCAGGGGGAAGAUUAAAACAUCUUCAGCCCCCUCCGGUCAGACUUUCGUCAACACCUUCCUCUUACUUUACGUUCAUGACUCGACGGGAACUUCACAAAUACUCAACUUCCUUUUGUGGGGCUGCAGGGACACAUGUUUUACAUGUUUUGAUAAAGAUAAAGAGGACUUUUGUUUUGGACUGACAGGGCUUAUGACCUUUUAAAUCUUUAUUUGAGCGAAUUGUUAUUUGAUUGUUUUUUGGAGUGUGGGUGAUUUCAGGCCACCGUUUUAAGGAUAUCUCUUUUGAUUUUGCUCAGCACUGCAUUUAAUAAAUCCCCACAGUUUUAGUUAAGCCAGAAAAAAAACCCUAAAAAUGUAAUCACCUCUAGAGGAUUUAGUUACCUCUUAAUCCCAGUGUCUGCUUGUACCAGACUACGCUACAAACGGCUCUUCACGGUUCAGAUGUGUGUAUGGAAACUUGUUUUGGCCCCGAUUUAAUGUGUUAAAGAAGUAUUACCAGAGAAAAACUACAUGUAAUUCUUGAUUUUUGAAAUUUCUGAAGUGAAACUUUUUGGUUCUAAGCAAAAGUCUUGAAGUGACUCCAAACCCCAUGAUCUGUGAAUAUUUGGGAAGUUGUUUAAGUUUCUGUUGGACACAUUUAGUUUCUUUUUUUUUAAUACAUAUUUUUGUAGUGUUUAUAAUGAGAUUAUGUUGUGCUCAUUUGUCUCCAUUUGAUUUUGGUAAACUUUAAUAAAAAAGAAAAAGGUGAUUUGAA
Molecule: messenger RNA, 1239 nt
Organism: Thunnus maccoyii (southern bluefin tuna)
Lineage: Eukaryota; Metazoa; Chordata; Actinopteri; Scombriformes; Scombridae
Gene: lsm3
Product: LSM3 homolog, U6 small nuclear RNA and mRNA degradation associated
Exons: 4
Coding region: 81-389 (102 amino acids)
Biological process (GO): P-body assembly; mRNA splicing, via spliceosome
Cellular component (GO): catalytic step 2 spliceosome; precatalytic spliceosome; P-body
Molecular function (GO): RNA binding
Source: RefSeq, a predicted model, not a curated record